Parathielavia appendiculata is the source of this 5637-nucleotide messenger RNA. Its product is annotated as glycosyltransferase family 2 protein. Gene Ontology annotation, cellular component: cell septum; myosin complex; cell periphery. The record is from RefSeq and is a predicted model, not a curated record. The transcript is spliced from 3 exons. Lineage: Eukaryota; Fungi; Ascomycota; Sordariomycetes; Sordariales; Chaetomiaceae. Gene Ontology annotation, molecular function: cytoskeletal motor activity; ATP binding; chitin synthase activity. Bases 1 to 5637 code for a protein of 1878 amino acids.
AUGACCCUCAACCUCCCGCCGCUUGGCGGCAACAGCGGAGGCGCCCAUACACAGGCUUCUCUCCCUUCGCUCCCCGCCCAUUCCCAGUCCGAUACCCAAUUGACGGCACACCUCGCCAGCCGCUUCCAUGUCUCGAUUCCAACCUCCCGCCUCUCGUCCCACGCGCUCAUUUGCAUCAACACAUAUACCAGCUCAAACAAGGGCGAUGGCUCCAGAGACUCGUCUGCCGCGUCCGCGGCCGAGGACCUGGCCGAGCGGGCCUUCCUUCGGUUGGGGCAUCGGCAAGAAAACCAAGCUAUUCUCUUUCUUGGUGAAUCCGGCUCGGGGAAAACUACCGUUCGAGCCCAUCUCCUGACCUCGUUGCUGAACCGCUCAUCCACUCCGCUGUCGGCCAAGGUAUCCCUCGCUGCCUACGUCUUUGACACACUCACCACCACCAAGACGGCCACAACACCGACGGCUUCCAAGGCCGGUCUCUUUUACGAGCUGCAGUACGACACGGCGUCGACCACAAAUCCCAUCCUCUUGGGCGCGAAGCUACUGGACCAUCGUUUGGAGAGAAGCAGGAUAACCGAUGUCCCCACGGGUGAACGUAAUUUUCACGUGCUGUACUAUCUUUUGGCCGGUACGAGCGCUGCUGAGAAGACGCACCUUGGAUUUGAUGGACCCGGCGGCUCGCAAAAGCGGUGGAAGUACCUGGGUCACCCGACCCAGCUAAAGGUCGGAAUCAACGAUGCCGAGGGAUUCCAGCUUUUUAAGACGGCCUUGCGGAAACUCGAGUUUCCCCGCAGCGAGAUUGCCGAAAUUUGCCAGAUCCUGGCCAGCAUCUUGCACUUGGGUCAACUCGAGUUUGAGACCACAUCCAACACUUUGGCAACCGCCGAUGACAGCGGUGGCUUCUCGCACGAGGGUGCCCAGACGACGACCACGGUGAAGAACAAGGAUGUGCUUGGCAUCAUUGCCGCCUUUCUGGGGGUCGGUGCCGCCGAGCUCCAGACUACUCUGGGUUACAAGACCAAGAUGAUCCACAAGGAGAGGGUGACGGUCUUGCUCGACCCCGCCGGCGCUCGGGGAAAUGCAAACGAGCUCGCGCGGACGCUGUACUCACUACUUGUUGCCUACGUUAUUGAGAACAUCAACCAGCGCUUGUGUGCUUCCGAGGACUCCAUCGCCAACACCGUCUCCAUCAUCGACUUUCCUGGCUUCCAGCAACAAAGCUCAACAGGUUCGGCGCUCGACCAGCUCCUGACAAAUGCCGCCAACGAGUCGCUGUACAAUCUGACGCUGCAAAACUUCUUCGACCGGAAGGCGGACAUGCUCGAGACCGAAGAGGUUACUGUCCCCCCGACAAGCUACUUUGACAACUCGGAUGCCGUCAAGGGUCUGCUCAAGCCAGGCAACGGUCUUCUCAGCAUCCUGGACGAUCAGUCCCGCCGUCACCGCACCGAUAUGCAGCUCCUCGAGAGUCUGCGGAAGCGCUUCGAGGGCAAGAAUCCGGCUAUCGUAGUCGGUGCGUCCACAGCCAAGCUACCCGGCAGCAACUUCUACACCGAGAACACGUCCGCCACAUUCACUGUGAAGCACUUCGCCGGUGAGGUCGACUAUCCCGUCAGAGGCUUGAUCGACGAGAACGGCGAGGUCAUCUCUGGCGAUCUCAUGAACCUGAUCAACUCAAGCAAGAGCGCUUUUGUUACCCGUCUUUUUGGCCAGGAGGUGCUCCAGACGGUCGUUCACCCGCAGGAGCGGACAACUGUCAUGCAGGCGUCGGUCAGCUCCCGGCCAAUGCGCGCGCCGAGUAUAAUGUCCCGGCGCGGGCGGCCGUCGACGACUCUCAAAGCCCGCCAGCGGGCUGCCGAGAGAUCUCGCUCGGUUGGCCAGGGCAGCGACGCCGGCGAGAACCAGACGGGCAGCUCAAAAGCAUCCGAACAAGGCGCGUCAGGCCAGUUCCUCUCGGCGCUCGAAAACGUGACACGCUCCGUCACGGAACCGGGAACAAACUGCUACUUUGUCUUCUGCCUCAAGCCCAACGAUCGGCGCAUCGCGAACCAGUUCGACAGCAAGUGCGUGCGCGCCCAGGUGCAGACCUUUGGCAUCGCCGAGAUCAGCCAGCGUCUGCGGUCCGCCGAUUUCAGCUUGUUCUUGCCGUUUGGCGAGUUCCUGGGCCUGGCCGACUCGGAAACCAUGCUCGUGGGCAGCGAACGCGAGAAGGUGGAGUCGGUGGUCGAAGACAAGCGGUGGCCUGGCAACGAAGUCGCUAUUGGCGCCACGGGCGUCUUCCUCAGCGAGCGCUGUUGGAUGGAGAUCGCACAGCUCGGCGAGAGCCAUUCGCAAUCCGGCAGGUACGGGCUGCCGUCAGAUGCAGGCGACAGCAUGGUCAAUCCCGCAGAUCCGUUCCUCGCGUCCAAGGAGCGCCUGGCCCUGACCGCCGGAACCACUCCCAGCAGUUUCAUGGGCGAAAAGAAGGCCGGCUACUUUGGGAGUAACGAUGUCGAUGCGCGUUCCGAGGCCGGCACGGCGUUCGGAGGCGGCGACCUGUUUAAGAACCUGGACACACGCGAGCAGAUGGCCGAGCGUGGAAAUGAGAAGGACAUGGAGGAGGUGGAGGAGUACAAGGACAGCCCCAGCCGCAAGCGCUGGGUUUUCGUCACGCACAUGCUGACCUUCUUCAUCCCCGACGUCUUGAUCCGGUGGCUGGGCCGCAUGGAGCGCAAGGAUGUGCGGAUGGCAUGGCGUGAGAAGCUCGCCAUAAACAUAAUCAUCUGGUUGAGUUGUCUGGUGGCGGCCUUCUUCAUCGUCGUCUUCCCAAUGUUGAUCUGCCCGCGUCAGUACGUCUACAGCCCGGAGGAAUUAUCAUACUACGACGGGAAGGACGGUCACCCGGCCUACGCCGCCAUCCGCGGCCAGAUUUUCGACAUCGGUGCCUUCGCACCCCGCCACUAUCCUUCAUACUUGCCGACGAAGAUGCUGACGCAGUAUGCCGGCAUGGACAUCACUUCGCUGUUUCCCGUCCAGGUGUCGGCACUCUGUCAAGGCCAGUACGGCACCAUCGACCCCGCGGUUCUCCUCGACUACAAGAACACCAACAUUACCGGGUCGGCGGCGGUCAUCAGCAGUCAAGACCUAAAUUCCAAGUACCAUGACUUCCGCCACUUCACCAAUGACAGCCGGCCGGAUUGGUUCUCGCAGCGCAUGAAGAUGCUCAGGUCCAACUACAAGGUUGGCAACGUUGGCUACUCGGCCCAGUACGUGCAGACGCUCAGCUCAAAGUCCCAAACCAUCGCCAUCCUCAACAGCCGUGUCUACGACAUGACGACGUAUGUCACGGGCGGGCGACGGCAGAAAAACCCCCCUGGUGACCCAGAGCCCUCGGACCCGGAUGCAGUCAACUUCAUGCACCCGCUCGUGGUUGAUCUCUUCAAGCAGAAGUCGGGCGAAGAUAUUACGUCGCUCUGGCAGUCGCUCGGAAUCGACAAGAGCCAGAAGAAGGCGAUGCAGCUGUGCCUCGACAAUCUCUUUUAUGUUGCCGACGUGGACACGCGUGGUUCAGCCAAGUGCAAAUUCGCCGAGUACCUGGUCCUGGCUGUAUCCAUCCUUCUUGCUGCCAUCAUUGCCUUCAAGUUCAUGGCGGCUCUCCAGUUCGGUACCAAGAACAUGCCCGAGAAUUUGGACAAGUUCAUCAUGUGCCAGAUCCCCGCCUACACCGAAGACGAGGAGUCGAUCCGGCGUGCCGUCGACUCGGCCGCACGCAUGCGCUAUGAUGACAAGCGCAAGCUCCUGGUUAUCGUCUGCGACGGUAUGAUCAUUGGCCAGGGUAACGAUCGCCCGACCCCUCGCAUCGUGCUCGAUAUUCUCGGCGUGUCCGAGGCGGUCGAUCCGGAACCCCUGAGCUUUGAGUCGCUUGGCGAGGGCCAAAAGCAGCACAACAUGGGCAAGGUGUACUCGGGUCUGUACGAGGUGCAGGGCCACAUCGUGCCCUUCCUCGUUAUCGUCAAAGUCGGCAAGCCAUCCGAGGUGUCUCGUCCGGGUAACCGUGGCAAGCGUGACUCGCAGAUGAUUCUGAUGCGCUUCCUCAACCGCGUGCAUUACAACCUGCCCAUGAGCCCGCUCGAGCUCGAGAUGUACCACCAGAUCCGCAACGUCAUUGGCGUGAACCCGACCUUUUACGAAUACCUGUUUCAGAUUGAUGCCGACACGGUGGUCGCCCCCGAUUCGGCCACGCGCAUGGUGUCGGCCUUCCUCGACGAUACUCGCGUCAUCGCCGUGUGCGGUGAGACGGCCCUAACCAACGCAAAGUCGUCCUUCGUCACCAUGAUCCAGGUGUACGAGUAUUGGAUCUCGCACAACCUGUCCAAGGCGUUCGAGUCGCUGUUCGGUUCCGUGACCUGCUUGCCUGGCUGUUUCUCCAUGUAUCGCAUCCGCGCUGCCGAGACGGGCAAGCCGCUCUUCGUCAGCAAGGAGAUUAUCGAGGCGUACUCGACCAUCCGCGUCGACACGCUGCACAUGAAGAACCUGCUCCACCUGGGUGAGGACCGCUACCUCACGACGCUGCUGCUCAAAUACCACAACAAGUACAAGACCAAGUACAUCUUUGCCGCGCACGCGUGGACCAUCGCUCCGGACUCAUGGAAGGUGUUCCUCUCGCAGCGCCGCCGCUGGAUCAACUCGACGGUGCACAAUCUGAUGGAACUCAUCCCCAUGAACCAGCUCUGCGGCUUCUGCUGCUUCAGCAUGCGCUUCAUCGUCUUUGUGGAUCUGCUGUCAACCAUCGUCCAGCCCGUCACCAUGGCGUACAUUGUGUACCUAAUCGUGAUGGUGGCUCAGCGGGCGACCGUUGUCCCUCUCACGGCCUUCGUGCUCCUCGCCGCCAUCUAUGGUCUGCAGGCCAUCAUCUUCAUCCUACGGCGCAAGUGGGAGAUGAUUGGUUGGAUGCUGCUCUAUGUCCUGGCGGUGCCCGUCUUCAGCUUUGCGCUGCCGCUGUACUCGUUCUGGCAUAUGGACGACUUCAACUGGGGCAACACGCGCGUCGUGGCGGGCGAGAAGGGCAAGAAGAUUGUCAUUUCGGACGAGGGCAAGUUCGACCCGGCCAGCAUACCGCGCAAGAAGUGGGAGGAAUACCAGGCCGAGCUGUGGGACGCCCAAACCCAGGCCGGCGGUGUCGUCGGCGGUGGUGGUUUUGGAGGGAUGCAUGAUGACGCCCGCUCCGAGAUCUCGGGCUACUCGUACGCCACCCGCCACAACGCUGCCAUGUCCGAGUACGGCGGAUACACGCCGAGCCGGCCGGGGUCGACCGUGGGCGGAUACAUCCCGCCCAUGCCCACGGCGCCCAGCCGGCUGUCGUUGGCGGCGUCUGAAAUGCUGGGCGGUAACAACAACCGGCAAAGCCAGUUUGGGGGGUCGCAAUUCGGGCUGGGGCCGUCGGCGUCGCAGGGCGAGCUGGAGAUGUCGAAUCUGGCGGGCAUGCCGAGUGAGGAUGCGCUGCUGGCCGAGAUAAGGGAUAUCCUGCGCACGGCGGACUUGAUGAAGGUUACCAAAAAGGGGGUGAAACUGGAGUUGGAGAGGCGAUUCGGCGUGCCGUUGGAUCCGAAGAGGGCUUAUAUCAAUAGCGCAACGGAAGCGAUUCUGUCUGGGCAGCUGUAG